AUGGGUCUAAUGGAGAAACUGUCUUCGUGGCUCGGAGGGCCAGCUGCAGGCAGGGAGAUUACGAUCCUGGUGCUAGGUUUGGACCACAGCGGGAAGACGUCCCUCCUUAACGCCUUGCGUCCACCUGACCGGAGAGUCACCUCGGAGCCGACACUCGCGCCCAGACAGGACAACUUUACAUUUGGCGGAUUAUCAGUGGUGGCCGUGGAAGCGGGUGGAGCUCGGCGAGUGCGGGCACUGUGGGAGCGCCAGUACGCAGCAGCGAGCGGAGUGCUGUGGGUGGUGGAUGCGGCUGACGCUCUCCGACUUGCGGUUGCCCGCGAUGAGAUGCAGCUCAUGCUGGAGCACCCGGCUAUGCGCGCGCGGCGACUACCGCUGCUGGUCUGUGCCAACAAGGCUGAUCUUCCGCACGCCCUGCCACCCACCCAAGUCGCUGCCGCACUGGGUUUGGAGCGCGUGACAGAUAAGCCAUGGCACGUGUGUGCCACAAGCGCGGUUUCCGGCGCGGGUCUCACCGACGGCCUCGCCUGGCUGACCCGCCAACUCAGAGACCUCCACACCGACCACUGA
This is a messenger RNA of Pieris macdunnoughi, 570 nucleotides long. Lineage: Eukaryota; Metazoa; Arthropoda; Insecta; Lepidoptera; Pieridae. The record is from the annotation of a GenBank genome assembly.